Molecule: messenger RNA, 6678 nt
Organism: Homo sapiens (human)
Lineage: Eukaryota; Metazoa; Chordata; Mammalia; Primates; Hominidae
Gene: CDH4
Product: cadherin 4
Exons: 16
Coding region: 254-3004 (916 amino acids)
Biological process (GO): cell-cell adhesion; cell adhesion; homophilic cell-cell adhesion
Cellular component (GO): plasma membrane; membrane
Molecular function (GO): calcium ion binding
Source: RefSeq, marked reviewed
AGAGGCGCGGGCGGCUGCGAGGCCGGCGGACGCACCGGCCCGAGGGAACGCGCCGCCGGCCGGACUUGGCCUGGCUCCCGGAGCCGGGGCGGCGAGCGCGGCGGGCGCAGCGGGGCUGGAGGCUCCGGGCAGGCGCGGGGGAGCGGCGGCGGCGGCGGCGAUCGGAGCGGCGGCGGUGGUCUCGGCGGCGGCGGCGGCGGCGGCGGCAGGGAGCGGGCUCCCGGUGCCGGGCACCGGGCGGGCGGCGGGGAAGAUGACCGCGGGCGCCGGCGUGCUCCUUCUGCUGCUCUCGCUCUCCGGCGCGCUCCGGGCCCAUAAUGAGGAUCUUACAACUAGAGAGACCUGCAAGGCUGGGUUCUCUGAAGAUGAUUACACGGCAUUAAUCUCCCAAAAUAUUCUAGAAGGGGAAAAGCUACUUCAAGUCAAGUUCAGCAGCUGUGUGGGGACCAAGGGGACACAAUAUGAGACCAACAGCAUGGACUUCAAAGUUGGGGCAGAUGGGACAGUCUUCGCCACCCGGGAGCUGCAGGUCCCCUCCGAGCAGGUGGCGUUCACGGUGACUGCAUGGGACAGCCAGACAGCAGAGAAAUGGGACGCCGUGGUGCGGUUGCUGGUGGCCCAGACCUCGUCCCCGCACUCUGGACACAAGCCGCAGAAAGGAAAGAAGGUCGUGGCUCUGGACCCCUCUCCGCCUCCGAAGGACACCCUGCUGCCGUGGCCCCAGCACCAGAACGCCAACGGGCUGAGGCGGCGCAAACGGGACUGGGUCAUCCCGCCCAUCAACGUGCCCGAGAACUCGCGCGGGCCCUUCCCGCAGCAGCUCGUGAGGAUCCGGUCCGACAAAGACAAUGACAUCCCCAUCCGGUACAGCAUCACGGGAGUGGGCGCCGACCAGCCCCCCAUGGAGGUCUUCAGCAUUGACUCCAUGUCCGGCCGGAUGUACGUCACAAGGCCCAUGGACCGGGAGGAGCACGCCUCUUACCACCUCCGAGCCCACGCUGUGGACAUGAAUGGCAACAAGGUGGAGAACCCCAUCGACCUGUACAUCUACGUCAUCGACAUGAAUGACAACCGCCCUGAGUUCAUCAACCAGGUCUACAACGGCUCCGUGGACGAGGGCUCCAAGCCAGGCACCUACGUGAUGACCGUCACGGCCAACGAUGCUGACGACAGCACCACGGCCAACGGGAUGGUGCGGUACCGGAUCGUGACCCAGACCCCACAGAGCCCGUCCCAGAAUAUGUUCACCAUCAACAGCGAGACUGGAGAUAUCGUCACAGUGGCGGCUGGCCUGGACCGAGAGAAAGUUCAGCAGUACACAGUCAUCGUUCAGGCCACAGAUAUGGAAGGAAAUCUCAACUAUGGCCUCUCAAACACAGCCACAGCCAUCAUCACGGUGACAGAUGUGAAUGACAACCCGCCAGAAUUUACCGCCAGCACGUUUGCAGGGGAGGUCCCCGAAAACCGCGUGGAGACCGUGGUCGCAAACCUCACGGUGAUGGACCGAGAUCAGCCCCACUCUCCAAACUGGAAUGCCGUUUACCGCAUCAUCAGUGGGGAUCCAUCCGGGCACUUCAGCGUCCGCACAGACCCCGUAACCAACGAGGGCAUGGUCACCGUGGUGAAGGCAGUCGACUACGAGCUCAACAGAGCUUUCAUGCUGACAGUGAUGGUGUCCAACCAGGCGCCCCUGGCCAGCGGAAUCCAGAUGUCCUUCCAGUCCACGGCAGGGGUGACCAUCUCCAUCAUGGACAUCAACGAGGCUCCCUACUUCCCCUCAAACCACAAGCUGAUCCGCCUGGAGGAGGGCGUGCCCCCCGGCACCGUGCUGACCACGUUUUCAGCUGUGGACCCUGACCGGUUCAUGCAGCAGGCUGUGAGAUACUCAAAGCUGUCAGACCCAGCGAGCUGGCUGCACAUCAAUGCCACCAACGGCCAGAUCACCACGGCGGCAGUGCUGGACCGUGAGUCCCUCUACACCAAAAACAACGUCUACGAGGCCACCUUCCUGGCAGCUGACAAUGGGAUACCCCCGGCCAGCGGCACCGGGACCCUCCAGAUCUAUCUCAUUGACAUCAACGACAACGCCCCUGAGCUGCUGCCCAAGGAGGCGCAGAUCUGCGAGAAGCCCAACCUGAACGCCAUCAACAUCACGGCGGCCGACGCUGACGUCGACCCCAACAUCGGCCCCUACGUCUUCGAGCUGCCCUUUGUCCCGGCGGCCGUGCGGAAGAACUGGACCAUCACCCGCCUGAACGGUGACUAUGCCCAACUCAGCUUGCGCAUCCUGUACCUGGAGGCCGGGAUGUAUGACGUCCCCAUCAUCGUCACAGACUCUGGAAACCCUCCCCUGUCCAACACGUCCAUCAUCAAAGUCAAGGUGUGCCCAUGUGAUGACAACGGGGACUGCACCACCAUUGGCGCAGUGGCAGCGGCUGGUCUGGGCACCGGUGCCAUCGUGGCCAUCCUCAUCUGCAUCCUCAUCCUGCUGACCAUGGUCCUGCUGUUUGUCAUGUGGAUGAAGCGGCGAGAGAAGGAGCGCCACACGAAGCAGCUGCUCAUUGACCCCGAGGACGACGUCCGCGACAACAUCCUCAAGUAUGACGAGGAAGGCGGUGGCGAGGAGGACCAGGACUACGACCUCAGCCAGCUGCAGCAGCCGGAAGCCAUGGGGCACGUGCCAAGCAAAGCCCCUGGCGUGCGUCGCGUGGAUGAGCGGCCGGUGGGCGCUGAGCCCCAGUACCCGAUCAGGCCCAUGGUGCCGCACCCAGGCGACAUCGGUGACUUCAUCAAUGAGGGACUCCGCGCUGCUGACAACGACCCCACGGCACCCCCCUAUGACUCCCUGCUGGUCUUCGACUACGAGGGGAGCGGCUCCACCGCAGGCUCCGUCAGCUCCCUGAACUCAUCCAGUUCCGGGGACCAAGACUACGAUUACCUCAACGACUGGGGGCCCAGAUUCAAGAAGCUGGCGGACAUGUAUGGAGGUGGUGAAGAGGAUUGACUGACCUCGCAUCUUCGGACCGAAGUGAGAGCCGUGCUCGGACGCCGGAGGAGCAGGACUGAGCAGAGGCGGCCGGUCUUCCCGACUCCCUGCGGCUGUGUCCUUAGUGCUGUUAGGAGGCCCCCCAAUCCCCACGUUGAGCUGUCUAGCAUGAGCACCCACCCCCACAGCGCCCUGCACCCGGCCGCUGCCCAGCACCGCGCUGGCUGGCACUGAAGGACAGCAAGAGGCACUCUGUCUUCACUUGAAUUUCCUAGAACAGAAGCACUGUUUUUAAAAAAAAAAAAAAAAAAAGAAGAAAGAAAGAAAAAAAAAAAAAAAAGAAAGUGCCUUUUGGUACAUGUAUCAGAUUCCCUCAAACUCAGGAGUGUCUAAAGCAGACAGACCGUCCCCACCUUCCCAUCCCGAGCGGCCUCCAACCCCAGCUAGUCCCAGCUCUGAAGGCAUCAUUCAGAAAUGGGGGAGACUGUGUCUGUCUUUCUUACUUUUUUUUUGGUCUUUUAUUAAGAAAAAGAAAGUGGGUGACUUGUUUGAAAACAGAGUGGGGUUCAAAUCCCAGCAGCCUUUGCUGUACACAGCUGGGGGUCUCUUGAGCCUCUUGGGAGUCAAGGCCAGCUGGGAGGCUUAGCCCUUCAGCCCCAGCAGAAGGCCCUGGGGCUGGUGGGGCUCAGAAUACCCCUACCUUGUGGCUGCUCCCCACCCCUCCCGGAUGCUGUGAGGAGCUCAGGCAGGGGCCUGGAGGGGAACAGGGGUCAUCCUGAAGGGGCUCCACCCCCAGUCAACCCAGGCCUCCCUCAGGGACACCUGUCACCCUGAGUGCCACCAGGUCCCCUCUGCCUUUGGUCCAGAAGAGUGAGUUGUCCAAACCAGCCAGCAUCUGGCUCCAGCCCUCCAACCCUGGCGACCAGACCCCAUGGGGUGCCAUCAACGGCCCCGCGACAGGCAUCAAUUCAAACCCCAGGACACUCUCGACAGCUCCAACCAUCCGGAGGGCUGUGCAGAUGGCAGGAACCAAGGACCCUCCCUGGCAGCUGAAGAGGGCAGUUACGGUUGGGCGUGGUGACCAGAACACACCCAGCAGCCUGCGAAGCCUCCCCGUCCCCAGCCUGUGCUCCUGAUUCCCGCCAGACGCUUGUGAGCCUGUGUGGGUGGCAGGAGGCCCCGUCUUGCCGUGCCUACCUGUCGCACAGAUGCCUCUGCACGCUGCAGACGGUGCCUCUCCUCUCCUAUGGACCCUCGUCGGGGGCAGGCAGCGGCCGGGUCCAAACUUGCUGCUGUCCUCGAGGCUGGCACUGCUAUCUCCAGGGCUGGGUUGACUCAAGCCAGACAGGGGGAAGGAAUUGGUUCUGCAGGACAGUGAGAGGGUCUGUGUCCCGGCACCCCUGGGACAGCGCUCGGCUGCCUGUGCUCACUGCAUGAGAAAACUCAGAGGGUGCAUUCUCCCUCUGGCAUGGCUGUGUCUGGGCGCCUUGGGCUGCGGCAGGGGGCAGGCCCCACGUGGGGAAGCCUCGUGCUUGGUCAGCUUUCUGUCUCUCCCAGGCCAGUGACAACUGGCUUCCCGAGGAAGGAGGUGAGGUACCAGGGACCCUGGGCAGGACCUGGUGUCGGGCAGGGCGGUGCCAGCACUGGGGAAGGACAGGGAGCCCUCCCGGAGCCCCACCCUGCACCUGCCACUGGGGUCAGGGAGUGUCUCGGGGUGCCUUUGGGGGCAGCAUGAGCUCCACCAGGGGCCCCGGCCCCCACCUCAGCCUAUGGCCCUUCCCCAUGGCUAAGGUCAUGCCUUUUCUGAACAGCUUUGGCCUUGAGUGCACACAUCUGUGCCAGGCUCACGGCAUGUUCCCGUUGGAUGUCAGGGUCCUUGUCCAAACCAAACUCACAGCUGCCCCUGUGCAGCCUUCAGAGUUGAGCUGGGGUCUCAGUCUCCAACCUGUCCUUUCUGACCCUCCCAUGGCUGCCCAGGGAGGGCGGGGUUCACUGUGCCACGUGCUGGGUGCCCCCCUCUGCAGACAGCCAGUCCAGGAGAUGGACCAACAGAGGUCAAGGGGCAGCUGGCCAGGCCGCACCGGGGUCCCCGAGUUCUGAGCUGUGCUAUGCAAACAAGAAUGCUCCUGUGUGGGGGGGCAUGGCCGUUGGAGGUAUAGCUGGGCGGGUAGUGGAAGGACUGGAAAUCUCUGUUGUUGUUUGGGGAAGUCCAUGCUUCAGUCCUUCGGAGUAUGCGUGGAUUGUUCGAAGUGUGACUAUGGCCCGGGAGCCAGGGCAGCAUGAACUCCUUUCUCUGAAAUUUCGAGGCCUCCUUGGGUUCCCUGAACUCCGGGCUGAUGUUCCCAGGACCCAGCACCAGGAGACCCCAGUCCCGCCAGCAGCCGCCGCUACCCAGGAGGGCUGGGCGACAUUGGCCGCCUCCCACUAGCUCCCCCUCCUCGCCCACAGCCUCUUGUCACUGCCAAGCCCCCGUUCCUUUUGCCCAAAUCACGCAGGCGGAAGCUGCAGUGCCAGCUGGAGGGAUGUUCAUAGGGCUUCCUGUGCCCAUCCCUGCUCCAAACAGCUGGACAGCUUCCCCUCUACCCCCACCCUGGUGAGCCCCUGGGGGCCAGAGAAAGAUGGGGUUCCUGCACCUUCCCAGCUCCACCUCUGAACUUGAGUUAGCGUUAGCUAAGCAUACAAUCAGUGUCGAACGUCUCUCUUCCUUAAGCUUGUAGAUACGACUGCCUAUAAUCAGGGGACUCCCACUGGAGGCCGGGAGGCCAAUGCUGGCCAGGUGCGAGGGCAUGGUUUGGUUCCUUUAGGGAAUUUUUGUUUUGCAAACAGGAGAAACCUGUGCUGCAGGUUGGAGUGGCAGGAACGACUGGCCUUGGUCAGCAGGCAGCCCCCAGCCUAGGGCCACAGUCCUCUUCAGGGCCUGGGCAGCCCCAAUUUCUGGCCCAGCAGGUUUCUCUUUGUAGUGUCUUUCAGCACAUCCAAAAUGCUAGGCCUCCUGCCACCAACGUGUCAGAGCAAUGUCCAACUGUCAGGCUCUCAGAGAUGCCUCAGUUUCCCUAGCAUGAGCACCAGCCGACACACACAGUCCACUGAGAUGAUAAUUCUGUUCUCUCCAAAGCAAAAAGCUGGGCGAGGGGUAGUCUCAAUUUCUGUCAGUGCUCAAAGGAAUAACACCAAAAGAAUCAACACAGAAUCUCCCAGACACACGUGACCCAGCUCGUGGCGCCGUGGGUCCGUAGGAGGGACAGUACCUCACAACAGGCCCAGCGGGGGACCACCUCUCUGUACAAUUGGAAUGCGUUUUACUUUUCUUUUCUCUCCUUUUUUCAUUCCGAUUUUUUUUGCAUGUUUCUUUUUGAAAUGGGCAAAAUGUGUAGCAGCCUGCAUGAGCACAGUUGUUUUGGGGAAAGAUACUGGAGUAUGAUGUACUCACACCUGCAAAUCUGAGCAUCGCGAGGUUAAACGUUCCACCUUUUUUUGUAAUCGUCAACAGCACAACUAUUUUGUAUUGUUGUUUGUAUCAUUUUGUACCAAAAAAAAAAAGGAAAAAAAAAGGGAAGAGAGUUGAUGUUUUCAGUGUGUUUCCAGUGCCAGACAGUCUUGGUCCUGAACUCAGUAGACCCUUGCGGAGCGGUUGUGCGCGGGCAGGCGGGGCGCGCUGCUCCAGAGAAUGAAUAAAGUCCCCCUUUUCCGUA